AUGGCUGUGCUGAUGACGAACAGCAGCAGGAAGACGGUUGUGGCACUGGCCGUGGUGGUGGUGGCGGCGGCGGCGCUGCUGGCGUCGUCCGUGUCGGCGGCGAUCACGUGCGGGCAGGUGGGGUCGUCGCUGGCGCCGUGCAUCCCGUACGCGACGGGGAAGGCCACAGCGCUCCCCGCGUCGUGCUGCACCGGCGUGCGCAACCUCAACAGCGCGGCGCGGACCAGCUCCGACCGCCAGGCGGCGUGCCGCUGCCUCAAGACCCUCGCCAACAGCGUCAAGAGCGUCAACAUGGGCACCGUCGCCACCAUCCCCGGCAAGUGCGGCGUCUCCGUGGGCUUCCCCAUUAGCAUGUCCACUGACUGCAACAAGGUCAGCUAA
Molecule: messenger RNA, 381 nt
Organism: Miscanthus lutarioriparius
Lineage: Eukaryota; Viridiplantae; Streptophyta; Magnoliopsida; Poales; Poaceae
Source: the annotation of a GenBank genome assembly